Messenger RNA from Helianthus annuus (common sunflower), 1248 nucleotides. Its product is annotated as F-box protein At4g35930. Lineage: Eukaryota; Viridiplantae; Streptophyta; Magnoliopsida; Asterales; Asteraceae. The transcript is spliced from 5 exons. The coding region runs from base 176 to 1006 and encodes 276 amino acids. Gene Ontology annotation, molecular function: protein binding. The record is from RefSeq and is a predicted model, not a curated record.
UCAAAUUGUAGAUUUAAAACCCUAGCAACCUCCAUUUCCCCCAAUUUGUUCAUCCUCUCCCUCUCUCUCUACUUUCUCUCUCUAGGUGAACUAGCUGUUAAAUGUGCUACAAGUUAUUUAAUAACUUAAAUAACUUGGAUUUGAGAAGUAGUAGAGGAAGCAAAGAGUAGGUAGGAUGGGCAAACUGUCGCCGAAAGAGAAAGCGUCCAAGUCUUCAAAGCGGAAGAGGCGGAUGAAUAGUUCUAAUAAGUAUUUGAAGCCAGGUGCUCUUGCUCAGAUUCGGAAUAGCAAGGCGUCGACUUCAAAGUCGUGUGUAGAUAUUGGGAAGAGAAAGGUCGAUGUUAUGGAUGCAGAGAAUACUGUGGUUCAGAAUAAAUGUGCCAAUGGCAUUCCUAUACUUUUAUCACCUGAAAGGUUUAUAUACAGUCCUCGGGCUGGACCACUUGAUCUGGUCAAGGAGAAUAAUUUACCGAGAACACCCAAGAUGCAACAACCUAACGGAGAUUUGUCAGAUUAUGAGUCCAGGCUUGAAUCCCUCCCUAUGGAAUUGCUGGUCAAGAUACUUUGUCACCUCCACCAUGACCAACUAAGAGCAGUUUUCCAUGUAUCCGAGAGAGUCAGAAAAGCCGUCGUGAUAGCUCGGCAAUUCUAUUUUAACUACACCACACCAGAUAGGUCUCGGCAAGAAUUGCUAUGCACAUCAACGCCUCUACCUACUGAACACUGGCCUUUCGUAAGCAAGGGCGCCGGUAAAAGCAAAGAUUUAAAACUACCAAGCACUCCAAAAGCACCUAGGCAUGGGCCCCGCCCCCCUUCGCGCCUAAAGUUAACUGAAAUGCGCCAAAUUGCGGCAGUUUUAUUUCAAGAACCGGCAUUUGCUCCUACAUACAUUGUUCCAUCUCUGGUACCGAAACCAAUCUGCAAACCGUAUGCUUCCAACCGAGUGUUGUUCUAUGAUGAAGAGCUUGAGCUUUGCCAGGCUGUUGCUCAGAAUAAACUUCGUUAGUCUUCGUUUGACUGUUUGAGUCAUCCGUUUGUCAUGUACAGUAGUACCCCGCCCCUAAGUUUCACGUUUUAGGUUUGUACGACUAGUGGGUAGCUAGAGUAAGGUGGUACAAUUUUGAUAAAUUAAAAGGGACUGUCAUCGUCUUGAUGCUGGCCGACGAGUGGUAGAAUACUAUGGGUUAUAAUCAAAUAAGGUUUUAGUGUUAUGUUUUUUUGUAUAUAUUGUGAGAACACUUUGCUUUA